UAAAGUACCGAAUCCAGAAGAUUUCACAAUUUUAUCAACAGUUGUUUUGCUCGAAAUUAAGGAUGGAUUUUAGGGCUCUGGGUGUGAGGUUUGAAUUUUGUCCUUGUAACCCAUCUCUAGUCGAAGCAGAGGCGUCUAAAGCUGCCUCAAACAAAGAGGUCGCAACUGAACAGCUUCCAGAUAGCCAAUCUCCACUGGUUGGCGUAGAGACAGGUAGACCAGAAAAGAUUAUUAUAUGUGACGAGAAGUUGUUAGAUGAGCUGCUUGAAAAGAGUUUUACGUACAGGGCAUCAUUUAAUGAUGAUGUUAAAGCCACUAAUGACAUUAACACCACUUUAGCCGAUGAAAAAGCUAAUGACAUAUAUACCACUGUGAUUGAAGAAAAGGCUGCUGAUGACGCUAAUGCCGCUUUGGACAUUGUAAAGGCUAAUGACUUGAAAGCAUAUGUGGGCGGCGAAAAGGCUGACAGCAUUAAAGCAUCUGUGGUUGGUAAAAAGACUCAUGAUAUUGAAUCAUCUGAGAUUGGAGAAAAGGCUACUUUGGGUGGUGAAAGGGCUGAUGACCCUAAUUCCACUGUGGAAGUUGAAAGAGCUGAUGAUGCUAACGCCAGUGUGCUAGGUGAAAUGGAGCAUGACAUUAACACUACUAUGGCUGGUGAAAAUGCUAAUGCCGCUCAAGCCACUGUGGAAGUAGGAAAGGCAGAUGACGUUAACACCACUAUAGCCGAUGAAAAAGCUAAUGACAUAAAUACCACUGUGGUUGAAGAAAAGGCUGCUGAUGAUGCUAAAGCCGCUUUGGACAUUGUAAAAGCUUAUGACUUUAAAGCAUAUGUGGGCGGUGAAAAGGCUGACAACAUUAAAGCAUCUGUGGUUGGCAAAAAGACUGAUGAUAUUAAAUCAUCUGAGAUGGGUGAAAAGGCCACCUUGGGUGGUGAAAGGGCGGAGGACCCUAAUUCCACUGUGGAAGUUGAAAGGGCUGAUAAUGCUAACGCCAUUGUGCUAGGUGAAAUGGAGCAUGACAUUAACUCUACUAUGGUUGGUGAAAAUGCUGAUGCCACUCACGCCACUGUGGAAGUAGGAAAGGCUGAUGAUGUUAACACCACUUUAACCGAUGAAAAAGCUAAUGACAUAAAUACCACUGUGGUUGAAGAAAAGGCUGCUGUUGACGCUAACGCCGAUUUGGACAUUGUAAAGGCUAAUGACUUGAAAGCAAAUGUGGGCGGUGAAAAGGCUGACAAUGUUAAAGCAUUUGUGGUUGGCAAAAAGACUGAUGAUAUUAAAUCAUCUGAGAUUGGUGAAAAGGCCACUUUGGGUGGUGAAAAGGCUGAUGACCCUAAUUCCACUGUGGAAGUUGAAAGAACUGUUGAUGCUAAUGCCAGUGUGCUAGGUGAAAUGGAGCAUGACAUUAACGCUACUAUGGUUGGUGAAAAUGCUGAUGCCGCUCACGCCACUGUGGAAGUUGGAAAGGCUGAUGAUGUUAACACCACUUUAGCCGAUGAAAAAGCUAAUGACAUAAAUACCACUGUGGUUGAAGAAAAAGCUGCUGAUGACGCUAACGCCACUUUGGACAUUGUAAAGGCGAAUGACUUUAAAGCAUAUGUGGGCGGUGAAAAGGCUGACAACAUUAAAGCAUCUGUGGUUGGCAAAAAUACUGAUGAUAUUAAAUCAUCUGAGAUUGGUGAAAAGGCCACCUUGGGUGGUGAAAGGGCUGAUGACCCUUACUCCACUGUGGAAGUUGAAAGGGCUGAUGAUGCUAACGCCAUUGUGCUAGGUGAAAUGGAGCAUGACAUUAACGCUACUAUGGUUGAUGAAAAUGCUGAUGCCGCUCACGCCACUGUGAAAGUUGAAAGGGCUGAUGAUGCGAACGCCAGUGCACUAGGUGAAAGGGAGCAUGACAUUAACGCUACUUUGGUUGGUGAAAAUGCUGAUGCUGCUCACGCCACUGGGGAAGUUGGAAAGGCUGAUAACGUUAACACCACUUUAGCCGAUGAAAAAGCUAAUGACAUAAAUAGCACUGUGGUUGAAGAAAAGGCUGCUGAUGACGCUUUUUGCAAGAAAGCUGUGUUCACAAUUUUAAUUUUGAUUUUCUACAUGACAUGUGCGGCUGCAGUCCAAGAACAAGAGAUGUGCACUGUUGAAGUUCCCAAUGGCCUUGUAGAAAUUUCUGUCUCUUCCUACGAAGAGAGGGAAAUCUUCAAUUUCGGUUUUGAUGGAGUUGACAUUGGCAACUGCGAUACAUUUUUCGAUGGUCCAGUAAUGCUUAAUGAUACAUUUGAAAAAACAUUUAACAUAUCUUUGACUCGUGAAUGGUGCAUUUUCUCUAUCAUCCAUUUCAAUGUAUCCCAGGCUAUUGUCACCAUCUCUUCCGAAGCUAGGGCUUUGAAAGAAUGGCUGAUUAACGGAAAAAACUACCCAAGUUGCAAGCUGGACCCUUCGAAACUGACUGUUCUCCUCAAAGCAACGGAUUUGAAAUUGCAUGACAGCGGGUUUCCUGAUGGUGCUAUUGCUGCCAUAGUGCUAGCCAUUAUUGCCUUUAUAGGACUUGCUGUUUUUCUUGGUUGGCGGUUCAUCAUAAAGAAAGCUGAUCAUCACAGUAAUGAUGCCAUGCCUGAACCAGAUCAAGAAUCACAUCCAGGAGAUACCAGUCAGCAGCACCCUGUAUCAGGAGAAAACCAGGGAUCUAACGGUGCAGUUCAAUAUAAUCCCAAUGGUGAUGCUCACAGUUCAACAAUGGAAGCGGCAUUUCCUCUUCUCAAUAAUGUCAAUGGAAGUGAACAGAAUGUGAGUACUGGAACAUGAGAAAACGCAUCAUAAGUACUACAGAAAAACCCAGACACUGACGGAACUCAUCAAGGAACUUUGAUGAAACAAUUUUCUGCUUAUAAAAGUACUCAAAAAGGACUAUACGGGGUGAUCCCAGUGUUUACUAUCCCAACUGUGUCAGCCAUCUAUGUGGUCCCCUUAUUACUUGUAAGUCUUACAUAAGUGUAUGAAUCUUAAUUUAUGUAGACAAAUUUCUUUCUUUUAUUAUUUGUUGUUGUUCGAUAAAUUCUUUAAAAAUAAGUUCACAUGAAUAACAUGAUCAAGUUUGCAUAACCACUUAUUUUUUGUGCUGUACAUUUGUAUUAUUAGAACAAAAUAUUUGUACAAGUGUUUGUAUAUUAGUUUUGAAUAUUUACUGUUUUAGAGGGACACGUUCACGGAUUUUAUGUUAUUUACAUGUUUUAUUGAAAGUUGUUCAAAUUCAGUUGUUUUACUUUAUACUUUUAUGAACAAAAACCAACAUAUUUGAACAGAAUAAAGGAAAUCAAAAGUGUCAUUAACGAUUUGCAGCAAAAUAAAGCAUUAUCUGUCACAUUUUGCAAUCAUAAAUACUAGACUAGCUUAUUUGAACUUUUUAAAUGUUUUUAUCAAUUUGUUAACAUUUCACAUGAAGAAAUCAAUGUCUGAACUUAUCAAAUGGAACGCGUCCAUUUACUUUUAUCCAAUUCAAUCUCUUAUGGUGUGUGUGUGUGUGUUUGUAUAAUUUUAUGCUGUCUUUGUUAUCACUUGAUACUGUAUACUCCCUUGAUAAUAAUUAUGUAUGUAUGUCUUGCAUUUGCCAUUGAGUGGUUAUAUUUUGUAAAAGGCCAAUGGCAAAUUAUGUCAAUUGCCAAUACACUUUUAAACUUUGUGAUAAAUGAUAAGUAACAUUGAAUGUUAUUUAUGUGAGCACUGAAAAGUUUCCUUUUACUGCAUUUAACAGCAUAAAAUGCAAACAAGAUGAAAGGUGUGUAUAUGUGUAAAAAUGUUUGGACGUUUUGGAAGGGAUUUUGUCAGUUAAUUUUCAUCUUUGAAUGAUGCUAGGUAGUUUGCAUCAAUUGAUUUGUGUUUUAAAUUGUAUGUACACUUCAUGUUAAUAUUGGUGUUGGUUUGAAUUAUGAUAUGAAUUAGUCUCAAAACCAUCUAAAGUAAAUAAACAUAUAUAUUUUUUCAUGACCACAAUCAAAAGUGAAAAAUACUCAAAAUUCAUAACUUUGAAUGAAAAAAAUGUUUUGUUCCAUUAGUUUUGAUUAAGCAUACAUGGUUUAGAAGAUAUUGCAAGCAUUUGAAAAUAUUAUAUGAUUUUUUCCUUUAAAAAUGAUACAAUGCACAUACUUGUUUUUUAUACCAUUUUAAUCGUAUAUGGCAAGGGUUUCCUUGUAUGUGAAUUAGAAAUGUUACAUUAAAGAAUUUAAAUGAUUUAAUUAAAGAUAUUGCUCAUUAAGUGUUUCAUGAUUAUUUUCUUUAUUGAAAUAUUGCACCCUACAAAAUUUCAUUGAUUAUUGAGGUAAAAGCCAACCAAAAAUAUGUUGUGAUUUCUGUUUUCCAUAUUAGUCAUUGUAGGAAAUCAGUUAUUAAGAACAGAUUUAUUUAUUUUUUAACUGUGUAUAAAGUGUAACUAUGCAAUAACAUUCCAAGAAAUUUGUAUAGUAAAUAAAGUGAUUGUACAAAUGUUUUUUUUAGCAAACUCAUACACUGUGUGUGUGUAUAUAUAUAUAUAUAUAUAAAUAUUGUUUCCACUUGAAAAAGUAUAUGAAACAUAUUAUUGAAAAAUUAUUAAGCAAGUCUGUGGUAAAAUAUGAAAAUUGGCACACUUCAAAAGUAUAUAUUUCACUCAUGCCACAUCACCUGUGAAAUAUAGCUUAGGGGCUGAACGGUUGGUACAAUAUGUGUAUUAUUUUGCUAUCCUACACAAACAAUUAUCCUUCUGUAUGUUAUUUAUAAAAUAUCACUUGAUUUCUAGAUUUACCUGAUGAAUUGAACUGGUUUCCUAUCAUAAUAUAAACGUGGGACUAAUUUUCACUGUUAUAUUAAAUAUAUAUUUAUAUGUAUGAUAGAGUACGCAUGAUUUUUGUAUAGAAAAGGCUGGCAUAAGUUUUCAUUCCAUUUUUUCAGGUUUAUUUAUCACAUGUUCGUUGUUUCUUAUCUUUUGUUUAUGAAGACAUUUUUAGGCAUUUAAGCCUGUUAUUUUUUAAGGCUUAGUUACAUGUAUACAUAAGUUUUUAUACAAUAAGGCAUUCCUUUAUUUUACAGAAUGUAUAGAUAUCCAUAGUGAUGGCAUUAUAGUACAGCUAUUACAUAACAUUUUAUCUUUUAUUUUGGCAUUUAAGUAUUUUUCAUCUAGGCUUAGUUAAAAAAACUUACGAAUAAUUUGGUAUUCCUUAAUAGUACAUAAUAAAACUAUAUAAGUGAUGUAAACCUUUAACUUACACAGCUUAAAUGUUUCCUGUUAUAACUUGUUCCUAACAGUAUGCAGUACAUUUAGGUACAUAUUUGAUGAUUUGUGUCAUGUCUUUUUCUGCAUAAAUGUAAUAAACUGUAAACUUGUG
Molecule: messenger RNA, 5350 nt
Organism: Mya arenaria
Lineage: Eukaryota; Metazoa; Mollusca; Bivalvia; Myida; Myidae
Exons: 10
Coding region: 63-2798 (911 amino acids)
Source: RefSeq, a predicted model, not a curated record